GGAGCAGCCACGGGGCGGUGGGUCUCAGGUUGCCGGGAGCCGCGAGCUGCGCCCCGCGGAAAGGGCGCGGACGGAUGUCAGCGAGGCGGGGCCGGCGCGAGAGCUGGGCGGGGCCGGGCUCUAAAAUCCCGGCAGCCCCGAUGUCCCGCCAGUAGAGCGGGAUGGAGGGAAGCAGCGGCUGCAAGAUCGAGCGGGACGCGGGGCAGAGGCCGUCCGCCUUCGACCUGCCCAAGGUAGAACUUCAUGUCCACCUGGAUGGAGCCAUUAAGCCAGAAACAAUCUUAUACUUUGGCAAGAAAAGAGGAAUUCCGCUUCCUGGUGACACUGUUGAAGACCUCUUGCAGCAUAUCAGUUACACGGAGCCACUCACUCUCACCCAGUUUCUAGAAAAGUUUUCUUUCUACAUGCCUGCCAUUGCGGGGGACCGUGAUGCUGUGAGAAGAAUAGCCUAUGAGUUUGUAGAAAUGAAAGCAAAAGAAGGUGUCAUCUAUGUUGAGGUCAGGUACAGCCCUCACCUCCUAGCCAACUGCAAAGUUCAUCCUCUUCCAUGGGACCAAGAAGAGGGCGACCUCACUCCGGAUGAAGUGGUUCACCUCGUUAAUCAGGGAUUACAGGAUGGAGAAAGGGAUUUCAACAUCAAAGCCAGGUCUAUUCUAUGCUGCAUGCGCCAUAUGCCAAGCUGGUCGUUGGAGGUGGUGGAGCUGUGUAAGAAAUACCAGAACAAUACGGUGGUAGCCAUAGACCUGGCUGGGGAUGAGUUGUUGCUGGCUGAGACCUUCCCAGAGCACAGGAAGGCUUAUGAGGAAGCUGAAAGAUGUGGCAUUCAUCGUACCGUCCAUGCUGGGGAGGUUGGGUCACCCUCUGUCAUCAAGGAGGCGAUCAAUGUUCUGAAGACCGAACGGAUCGGCCACAGCUACCAUGUCCUGGAAGACCCAGCCCUUUAUAGGGAGCUGUUGAGUAGGAAGAUGCAUUUUGAGACCUGUCCUUGGUCCAGUAUCCUCACUGGAGCAUGUGAUCCAGACUUUAGGAAACACCCAGUAAUUCAGUUUAUGAAUGAUAAAGCCAAUUACUCCCUGAACUCUGAUGACCCGCUCAUUUUUAAUUCUUCAAUUGAGACUGAUUACAAAAUAGCUAAGCAGUUCCUGGACUUCACGGAAGAGGAGUUCAAGAGAGUGAACAUCAAUGCAGCUCAGUCCAGCUUCCUGCCUAAGAAAGAAAAGAAGGAGCUUCUCAGUAAGCUGUAUGAAGCCUACGGGAUGGUCCCGAACAACCCAUCCUAAUCCUGCUUCUACCAGCCGGCAAGGUGCAUUCACCUCUCCCCACGUGUGCUCCACUCCUCUUUGUUUUAGUGGGAGCCUAGGAGGAGGAGAUGCCAUCGCACCAGCGCAUAAUACUGGUAUUAUGCUGAGCUUUACAGUCCGAGGGAUACACUAUAAAGCAGUAUUUCCAUGGUUCCUACCAUAUAUACUACCUACAACACCCACGUACUAAAUAGAUCGCUGAUUUCCUAGAUUUCGGACUCUCAAAUGUACAGGUGGAGUUUUCUGGUCUGAUUCCAUUGUGGCUUAUUCCAGGUGUCAAUAAGAGCCAAAUAAGGCCCUGUUUCUUUGUGGUGGUAACAACAUUUUGAUGUGACUUUUUGGUGCUCUAGUUCCCUUGCUGAUCUACCUUAGUCCCUCUCUGCACUACAAAAGUAAUCAUGUUGAGCAGCAGCUGUGGUCAAACCAUGGUAGAAGACAGGUUUUUUCCCCCCACCUUGCUUGUGUGCUUCGAACUGGGUGAAAUUAUUUCAGCAAAUAGUUUAUUUGCUGAAAAAUGCAGCUUUAGUCUACUGAUCAGACCUGACUGGACCAGGACCCAAGCUGAGCACAGCUGACCCGAGAGUGUCAAGUCUUUUUCAGAAUGGAUCUCCUGAACCAGUCCCCAUCUGCAUCAUCGCCGCCACCACCUUGUCCUUAGGGCUCAGCCUGGUAGGAGUUGGCCACUCCCGACUCCUCCUCUCUGGUCACCUCCUGCCCGUGGUGAUGCCUGCAUGUCCUCCUGCCAGCUGCCCCCACCUUGCUGCGCUGAGUGUGCUGCGAAGUGGGAGGUAUUGCAACUUGUCAGCACGCCCAACCCAGAGGGUCAGGUUUUUUCAGAUCUGACCCUGACAGACCUACUCUUCUUCCUUAUGAGGAAGAAAGAGUUGAACGUGGGUCUCACACAUUGCAGGAGAUCGCCCUACCCAUUGGGCUAUGGGAUAUUCUGGUGUGGGGCUUUCUCCCUCUCCCCUGUGAAAGCUGUUCUACUGUAUGUAAAUAAUUAAAUAGUCAUUAGAGUUGGGACUUCAACUUGGGUCUCCCACAUGCUAGGUGAGUGCCCUAAUCACCAGGCUAUCAAGUCAUUUUCACUUUCUUCCUAGCCCAGUGACUCUUCAUUGUCAUUCAAAGUGGCAGUUCAUAGUCAUUCAUGGAGACAUUGAAAGUGAGAAUGACUCUCUAUAUCCUGAUGGGUAGGGCACUUUGCUGUAGUGCAGGGACAUCUAUUCAAAUCCCUUUUCCACAUCUGACAGAGGGGGAACUGAGCUCAGAUCUCCCACCACUGGCCUAAAGUUUAGAAGUGAGGUGGUCAUCCUCCCCCCAAUCUCCACCCUGCAUUUCAUGAUUUCUUCUUUGCUUUUGACAAAUGCCCCAAAUUGAAAAAGGUCAUGGUGGAAUGAAACCUUUUUCUUCAACUUGACUUUUCAACUUUUUGAGUCACCAAUUUUUUUUUUAAAAUACUUGUUUUCAGUUCAACCCAAAAUGAAUUUUUUUUAAUUGUCUCAGAAUGGCCAGUGAACCAAAAAAUCCAUUAUUCACCCAGUUGUAGUGUGCAUGUUAUAAUCAUACGAGAGAACCCGCUUCUGACACUGGUAGAUACCUAAAUAAAUAGUUUAUUCACCAUUUAUUCUCCUUUGUAUGGAUAGAAAGGACAGUGUUAAAACAGUUUGGCCAUAAUGGUAUGUAAACAAGGUUUAUUUUGUAUUGUAAAUGGGGACUAAGAACAAGAUGGAAAAUGCAGGAGUGGUUGCACUUAGGCUUUUUGGUUGCAGAAAUACAGUAACUUUUUUUUUAAUUUAGCAAUUAUUUUGUACUUUUUUUU
Molecule: messenger RNA, 3120 nt
Organism: Malaclemys terrapin pileata
Lineage: Eukaryota; Metazoa; Chordata; Testudines; Emydidae
Product: adenosine deaminase-like
Exons: 11
Coding region: 162-1280 (372 amino acids)
Biological process (GO): negative regulation of adenosine receptor signaling pathway; purine ribonucleoside monophosphate biosynthetic process; inosine biosynthetic process
Cellular component (GO): external side of plasma membrane; cytosol
Molecular function (GO): adenosine deaminase activity
Source: RefSeq, a predicted model, not a curated record